UAUAUGAGGGAUCAAACUCAAAGAACAACAUAACCAUCCCAACUCAAUUUUUCUUGCAAUCCUGAUUCUGGUAAAGGGGGGAAGAGAUGCAAGUCGGCUCGAGUUUUGCGGUUGCAGAAAGCGGGUACCUUCCUAGCGAGAAGUUUGACGACGAUGGAAGGAUAAAACGGACAGGGACUUGGAAAAGUGCAACCGCGCAUAUAAUAACAGCUGUGAUUGGGUCGGGUGUGUUGUCAUUGGCAUGGUGUUUUGCUCAGCUAGGAUGGAUUGCGGGAUCCAUUACCCUCGCGUUGUUUUCUGUAAUCACGAUGUAUAACUCGAUUUUGUUGACGGAUUGCUACCGUUCACCGGAUCCGGUUACGGGCACCAGAAACUAUAGUUAUAUGGAUGCUGUAAAAUCCAAUCUCGGACCACUUCAGUAUAAGCUUUGUGGCAUAGCUCAGUAUGGCGUUCUCGUCGGAAUCACCAUCGGAUACACCACAACCACCGCAAUCAGCAUGGCUGCAAUCCAAAGAUCCAACUGUUUCCAUAAACAAGGUCAUGAAGCAGGGUGUCAUGUGAGCAACAACAUGUUUAUGGUGAUUUUUGCCGUUAUUCAGAUCAUCCUAAGCCAAGUCCCCAACUUCCAUAAGUUGUCACCUAUAUCAGUCGUCGCUGCUAUCAUGUCGUUCUCCUAUUCGUUGAUCGGCAUCGGUCUUUCAAUUGCCAAAAUUGCUGAACACGGGAUUGCGAAGACGAGUCUAACAGGAAUACCGGUCGGACCAAACCUUUCCGGCAUGGAGAAAAUGUGGAGAACUUUCUCUGCUCUAGGAGAUGUUGCUUUCGCCUAUUCGUUUUGCUUCGUCCUCAUAGAAAUUCAGGACACUUUGAAAUCGAGCCCGCCGGAAAACAAGCAAAUGAAAGUGGCCACCGCUGCCGGAAUCAUGGCAUCUACUGUGUUUUAUAUGCUUUGUGGGGUGCUGGGAUAUGCGGCUUUCGGGAACGAUGCACCGGGAAACUUCUUGACCGGGUUUGGGUUCUACGACCCGUAUUGGCUGGUAGAUAUUGGUAACAUUUGCAUUGUUAUUCAUCUUCUUGGUGCUUAUCAGGUACUUGCACAACCGUUAUUCGGGUUUAUGGAGACUUCCAGCAAAAAGAAAUGGCCACAAAACAAACUCGUCACAAGAGAGUACUCAUUGUGCGGAUUCGAACUCAACACAUUCAGAUUUGCUUCGAGGGCAAGUUACGUGAUUGUGACAACAAUAAUCGCGAUGUUAUUCCCGUUUUUUAACGACUUUGUGGGCUUGCUUGGUGCUGGUACAUUUUGGCCGUUAUCAGUUUAUUUCCCUAUAGAGAUGUACAUCUCACAAGCCAAGAUCCGCAAGUACUCCUUCACUUGGAUUUGGAUGCAGAUACUGAGCCUAGCUUGCUUGAUUGUGUCACUAGUUGCUGCGGUUGGGUCGACCCGUGGGCUCAUCACUUCGGUUGAAUCAUUCAAGCCGUUUCAAUCUGUUUCGUAACUUACCCGAACGGGUUGGUUUUAAAUGUUUCCAAUAGGGUAACUAAGGUGCCUUUCAACAUAAGUUUAUUUCCAUAUAGAGAUGUACAUUUCAUUGUACAAGUAGGAAUCUGUAUUUACAUGUGUCUGGAAUGAAAGGGAUCGCGUUAUUGGUUA
This is a messenger RNA of Helianthus annuus (common sunflower), 1654 nucleotides long. Its product is annotated as amino acid permease 6. Gene Ontology annotation, cellular component: plasma membrane. Lineage: Eukaryota; Viridiplantae; Streptophyta; Magnoliopsida; Asterales; Asteraceae. Gene Ontology annotation, molecular function: glutathione gamma-glutamylcysteinyltransferase activity; metal ion binding. Bases 87 to 1499 code for a protein of 470 amino acids. The record is from RefSeq and is a predicted model, not a curated record. The transcript is spliced from 7 exons. Gene Ontology annotation, biological process: response to metal ion; phytochelatin biosynthetic process.